CCUCGUACCCCCCGCCCUACACAUCAGCUCCUACCUCAUAGCCGAAUCCAGUGUUGCUUUCGACUUUUGCUAUGCCAAGGAGAGCUCAGGAAACUUGUUAGGCGUGUUAGUGACGUCAAAACGACCGGUUGGUGUCAUAUCCGGCAAUUGUUGGUCCAUGACCUCCAUGCCGGCACAAGGCACAGCGGUCAAGGUCAACCUCAGCCGGAAUGUACUGGCAGAAAUGCUGUUUCCCUUGAAGAAGUUGGGCAUCGAAUACGUCACACUCAGCACCUUCGGGAGGUUCGAUCUCGUCCAGUACUGCAUCAUCGCCUCGAAGGAUAACACGCAGGUCAAGGUCGAGUGGAGGCUGGAGGACGUGGCCUUGACCUUCGUUCUGAAGCAGCACGAAUGGAGGGUUAUCGACAGAAGCAGCGAGCUAGCCGUCAUCACCAGCAGCCAGCCCAUCCAGAUGACCUUCGUCAUGGACUCAGUCGACAUGGACCAUCAGCUGGCCAGCCACACCUACGGCCCCUCCCUCUGUGUCCUCGUACCCCCCGCCCUACACAUCAGCUCCUACCUCAUAGCGUAA
Messenger RNA from Physella acuta, 571 nucleotides. RefSeq lists its product as uncharacterized. The record is from RefSeq and is a predicted model, not a curated record. Lineage: Eukaryota; Metazoa; Mollusca; Gastropoda; Physidae.